Melanaphis sacchari is the source of this 1493-nucleotide messenger RNA. Its product is annotated as farnesol dehydrogenase-like. NCBI's taxonomy places the organism in Eukaryota, Metazoa, Arthropoda, Insecta, Hemiptera, Aphididae. The record is from RefSeq and is a predicted model, not a curated record. The transcript is spliced from 8 exons. The coding region runs from base 336 to 1331 and encodes 331 amino acids.
CUCAUAUUAUGAUUGUAAUAUUGCUUAUGCUUAAUUAUUCAAUAAAAUAAAUAACGGUCAAGUUUUCGCAUGCAGAUAAUCGUUAAAAAACUUAUAAACACAAUUAAUCACUGAUUAAAGGAACGAUUUUCAUUAUUUGGUUACGUAGGAACUCAGACGUAGUUGUGAUAAUUGGCGCAACACGUGUGAUCUAUUUCGUGUGCCGCCAAAGACAAGGAUCAAAAGAGUCUUUGUCGCCUAGGAGACAGCCAAUUUCUUUAGAAAACGCGGAGACCUUUGAUAGAACUGCCUGCGACACUGGCCGGCUUGACCAGGUCGUCUCCGCUCAUCAGUGCAUGACCAUUCAAACUAUCAAGUGCAAACGCAUCUACCUCACGAGCAAGAGCUCUCCACACGACUACACAAGAUUCUGCGAGCGACAACUGGACUUCUUCCUUUCUCAUAAGCUAAACAAAACAUACAACAUAUACAUUCACUGCGGAGAAUCUAGUAAGGAUAUUAAAAUGGACCAGUGGAAAGGCGGAAACGCGAUUGUCACGGGCGCGGGUUCGGGCAUAGGAGCUGCUACGACAGUGGAGUUGCUCCGACACGGUGUUAAUGUGGUUGGAUUGGACGUCCAAUCAGCAAAGCUCGAGAAACUUGCAAAUUUGUUAGAAGACGACGCGACAACUGGUAUGUUGACUCCAGAAAGAAGUCGGCGAGGGAUUUUUUAUCCUAAGACCUGCGACAUUACUGACGAACGAGCAGUACAGGAUGUGUUUGGUUGGGUGGACACUGAACUCGGUGGCGUCAGUGUGUUGGUCAACAACGCUGGUAUUAUAUUGCGGAGCAGUCUUUUGGACGGUACAUUGAAAGACUGGAAGUUAUUCAUGAAUAUUAAUGUAAUAGCACAAUGCGUAUGUUCAAGAGAAGCGUAUCAAUCGAUGUCUAAGAACGACAUAAAUGGGCAUAUUAUUCAAAUAAACAGUAUUGGCGGUCAUUCUAUAACACCGUAUUACGCACAUAAAAUGUACAACGCUUCUAAGACGGCGAUUACGGUGCUGUGUGAAGGUCUUCGACACGAACUAAGUCUCGUCAAUUCAAAGAUAAAAGUAUCGAGUAUUAGUCCGGGAAGCGUGGAUACGGAAAUUUUCAACACCGCUAAAUUCAGACCUUCUUCUCAGGUCGUAAGUUCAAGACCAGCUUUGAAACCUGAAGAUGUAGCAGCCAUGGUGAUCACUACGUUGAAGACGCCUUCUCGUGUUGAAAUAGCAGAACUUACAGUUAUUCCCACUGGAUCAACCAUACAAUCUCACGGAAUGCCUCGUCCAGUAAAUUUAUCUGAUAAAUAAUCACAGUUUUAUAAUUAACUUUAUAGUCUAUUUAGAUUAACCUAGUAUAUACUAGAUUCCACUCAAAAUCAAUGUAUAUCGAUAUUUACUCGAAAUGUGUAUACUGAAUAAUAAAUAUGUUUAUAUAAUAUAUUGUUCGUAAUAUUGUAUGUAUGUAAUAUC